AUCUUUCGUCAUCCAAAUAAAGUGUGUCACAGUACAGGAGUUAAUUCUAAUGAAGCACUUUGAAAGAAAUUGUCUCAUUAGAGAGAAUAACGCGUUAAAUGCGGUUGGCAGGAGGCCGGCAGGCGUGGCUCGAAGUUCAAAAUGGCGGCGCGGCCGUCGGCGAGUUCGAGCACGUUCGGUCUCGCGGUGCACUUCAGAGAAGUGUUCGCGUUUCCGCAGAGAAGAACGCUACGUUGUGUCCGCACUGCUGGCCGCGCUGAAGGAGGAAGCCGAUACUCGGGCUGAUUGUGCCUCGACUCGCCGUUGAUUCCCCGAGAAAUGUAAGGGAAAGAGGAGUUGAGGUACCAUGCAAGAAGACGCGUUCCCGGCCGCCGAGAAAAUCCUUUCCGACAUCGAAAAUGUGCUGAAAAAGGACACGAAUCUGGUCAGUUUCGAGAUAAUCCCGGCUCUGGAUAACGAGAACAAGUCCCCGGUGUUCCACGACCAACACUCCCUGGGUCUGGCCUCCUGGAGCGUGAAGCCACUCUACUUCUACACGUACAAUCGUCUGCUGGAAGUUCGAAGGAAUCGUCACCGGCGCGAGGAGCCGGACACCCUGGCGAGAUGGCUCCUAGGUGCUCUUCUGCUGAACCCGGACGUCUCGACCUUUUGGAACAUGAGGAGGGAGCUGGUGAGAAGCGGCAGGCUGGAGCCCGUGGACGAGCUGCGUUUCGUCGCACUCGUCCUCUACUACAAGGCGAAAUGCUUCGAGGCCUUUGCCUACAGACGAUGGCUGAUGCGAUUCGCAUUGGAAGGCGAGCGACCAGCGGUCGAGACGGUCGAAUGCUUUCUAAGGAACGAGAUCGACGUGGCGACGACCUCGGCGAACAGGUACGCGAACAACUGCCACGCCUGGAGCCACCGGGAACACGUGGUGACGAUCCUGGAGAAGCUGGCUCCGGGCCGGACCCGGGCCCUCCUCAAGGCCGAGUGGGAGGCCACCGGGAAGUGGUGCAACCGGCACGUCUCCGACUACAGCGGCCUGGCUUAUCGACAAUUUUUAUUAAAAAGGCUCGUCGAGGACCUGUAUCGAGAGGAGCAGGAGGUUGCCGAGAAGCCCUCCGAGGACGAGCUGGCGAGGCGAAGAGAGGCCCUCUGCGAGUUCGUUGGCGUCGCGGCCAGAGGCUGCAACGACGUCUUCCUGCUGCAAAAUGGCUCCUCCGACGAGUUCCUGGAGGUGAUGCACGGUACUCGAGGAGGCAAGAGGCCGGCCACCGACCACGACCGCACCCUCGUCGGGUUGUCCUAUUGGACGGAGGAGGUCGUCCUCAACGAGGAUCUCAUCAACUCUUACCCUGGCCACGAGGCUCUCUGGUACCACAGGAGGUUCCUUGCGCAUGCCCUGGUCGUUCUCGUCGCCUCCUACGAGGAGUCCUCCUCCUACAGGACCGCUGUUUUCGACUCUCCUAUCCGCGGGCGAGCGACCUCCAGGGCACCUUCCGAGGAGGACGCUCCGUCCAGGGGCCUCCUCGAGCACGCUUUCGGGACUCGCAACAAGGAGGCCAUCGCCACCGCCAGGAGGUUCGGACUACACCAGAACACCAUGGCUGAUAGGUUCCUGCAGUUUCUUGGCUGCAUCGGCCUCGAGCCGUGAUCCCGGUUUAGGUACCUAAAUAGAUGUAAAGAAUGUAUUUUUAAAUAAACCAUAGUUCGCAGUUA
Messenger RNA from Orussus abietinus, 1698 nucleotides. RefSeq names its product protein prenyltransferase alpha subunit repeat-containing protein 1 (gene temp). The record is from RefSeq and is a predicted model, not a curated record. Bases 347 to 1633 code for a protein of 428 amino acids. Gene Ontology annotation, biological process: protein prenylation. Gene Ontology annotation, cellular component: cytoplasm. Gene Ontology annotation, molecular function: protein prenyltransferase activity. The transcript is spliced from 2 exons. Lineage: Eukaryota; Metazoa; Arthropoda; Insecta; Hymenoptera; Orussidae.